Chironomus riparius is the source of this 2541-nucleotide messenger RNA. The record is from the annotation of a GenBank genome assembly. NCBI's taxonomy places the organism in Eukaryota, Metazoa, Arthropoda, Insecta, Diptera, Chironomidae.
AUGGAGAAUAUGAAGGUGUUGCAUGCAAAAGUAAAGAAAUGGGAUGAUAAGACAGAUCCACUGGCUAAGCUAGAUGACUUCCAGCUAAGCAUUAUCAAUCAGAUUGAAGAAAUAAAUUCAAAUUCAUUGAAAAUCAAGGGAGAGAAUGUUGCAAUUGAAUCUACUGAUGAGACAACGGAAAUUCCAGUCAUUGAAUCAAUACCAAAAUUCCUAGUAUGGUUCGACAAAACAGAGGAAAUAAACGAUGACAGAAGUGAUGAUGUGUACCAUAAGUACUAUAGACAUUUAGAAGAUCAGACGAAGCAAUGUGAUGCAUUAUUAAAUGAAAUUGACACAAGCAUAGCUGGACUAGACAAGCUAAUUACAGAAUAUAACUUUGUUAAUACAAAAACGUCAUCAUUAAAUGAUGCAAGCGAAAACCUAAUAAGAGAGCAACGACAUCUAAGUCAAAUUAGUGAUGAUAUUAAGACACGACUAAAGCAUUUUACACAAGUUGAACAUCUAAUUCAGCGAUUACAGAAUCCAACAUUUUCACCAGCAAGUCCACAGUUUUCCGAAAUAAUUGUCAAUAUUGACGAUAGCAUGGAAUAUUUAAAGGAACAUCCAUCGUACAAAGAAAGUGCUACUUAUUUAGUUAAAUAUAGACAGUGUCUACUAAAAGCAAUUCAAAUGAUAAAAUCUUAUGUCACGCACAUUCUGCUGACAGCAACUGAACAGGUGUUGAAUCCCAAAGCAGGUUCGUCCGUGAAAGAACAACUCAAGAUUACAGAUAAGACAUCUGAAGCAGUGUUUGCCUUGUAUUAUGGAAAGUUUCAAGCGUCAUCGUUAAAAGUCAAAAAAGUCAUAAAUCUUGUUGAGAAACGAUUCGAAAGGAACAUCGAGUACGAGAAUUUACUAAGCGAAUUGCAUCAGUUCUAUUUGUCACAGCGUGCAAUAAUAAUGAGUUCUGGAGUUGACAGUGCAAUCAAAGAUUUAUGUGCUAAACAUAAAGGCGAUCACUGUGCUUUAUUUCGAGCUUCAUGCACCUUCUUAGUUCACAUCUGUCAAGAUGAAUAUAGAUUAUUUUAUCAAUUCUUUUCCGUACAGAGUGCACAGCUUACUUCAUAUAUGGAAGGACUGUGUACAAUAUUAUAUGACUCUAUUAGACCAUUCAUCGUACAUAUUAAUCAUUUAGAGACACUAGCUGAAAUUUGCAGUAUUCUACGAGUAGAAAUGCUUGAUGAACACGUAGCACACAAUCCGGAGGCACUCGAAGCUUUUGGUCAAUUAAUACAGCAAAUGUUGGAAGAUGUGCAGGAACGAUUAAUCUUUAGAGCACAUCUUUAUCUGCAAUCUGACAUUUUACAAUAUAAUCCAUCAGCAGGUGAUCUUGCAUAUCCAGAGAAACUUGAAAUGAUGGAAAGUAUUGCAUUGUCUUUACAAGAGCAUCAACAGCCAUUGAAAAGGGCAGACUCGAGAAGUUCAAUGCUGUCAAUUACAUCAACUGAAGUAGAACAGCAUUUUAAAUCGCGUACAGGAAAUUCACCCGCUGAUUUACAUGGAAUGUGGUAUCCAACUGUUAGACGAACUUUAGUAUGUUUAUCACGUCUUUAUCGUUGUGUCGAUCGUCCAAUUUUUCAAGGUUUAAGUCAGGAAGCACUUUCAUAUUGCAUACAAAGUCUUGCGACUGCUUCAUUAUCCAUUUCAACUAAUAAAUCAAGCAUUGACGGUAAAUUGUUUGAAAUUAAGCAUUUGUUGAUUCUUCGCGAGCAAAUAGCACCGUUUCGUGUUGACUUUACGAUGAAGGAAACAAGCUUGGAUUUUAGCAAAAUGAAAACUGCAGCUUAUGAACUUUUACAAAAGAGGAAGCAACUAUUUGCACUUGGCACUACUAAUGCCUUGUUAGAAUUUCUACUUGAAGGCACACCACAAGUGAAAGAGCACUUAUUAGACUCCCGCAAAGACGUUGAUAGACAGUUAAAAAUAUCAUGCGAGCAGUUCAUUAAAGAUGCAACGAAGCAACUUGUUGGACCAAUAAUAACAUUUAUAGAAAAUGCACAGAAUUUAUUAAAACAAGCCUCAUCGCAACAGCCGGCAUCGAAUAUGGUAUUGAGACAAACACCAUGGGCAUCGCCACAACAAAUUAGUCCAUUCAUUCAAGAAUCGAUACGUAAUAUUAAAAGCAAACUUUCAUCCAUUCAACGUUCCAUGCAAUUAUAUUUGUCCAAUAAAGAUACAGAGUUUAUUUUAUUCAGGCCGAUAAGAAAUAAUAUAAUAGGCUCAUUUAUGCGAUUAGAGCAGCUCCUAGUAACAAAUAGCUACAGUAAAGAGGAUUUAAUUAUCGUCAGUCUACCAACUUCAGAUCAGGUGUCUGUCAUCAUAAGCAAUGCAAGCUUAGUAGCUGAUUCCCAGCAGGAAACUGAGAGACGAGCCAGUGAAGGACGGAAAAUUUCAACAUCCAGUAUUGAUAAGAAAGUCAGUUUUGAGCGAGAAGUGUCGAUUAAAGAGGAAGACAGCGGCAGCAUGAGUCGGAAUGAUAAUGAGACAUCUAAUGGAUCAUAA